This is a messenger RNA of Lagenorhynchus albirostris (white-beaked dolphin), 1450 nucleotides long. RefSeq names its product programmed cell death 1 ligand 2 (gene PDCD1LG2). Gene Ontology annotation, cellular component: external side of plasma membrane. Gene Ontology annotation, biological process: cellular response to lipopolysaccharide; cell surface receptor signaling pathway; negative regulation of T cell proliferation. The transcript is spliced from 7 exons. NCBI's taxonomy places the organism in Eukaryota, Metazoa, Chordata, Mammalia, Artiodactyla, Delphinidae. The coding region runs from base 84 to 905 and encodes 273 amino acids. The record is from RefSeq and is a predicted model, not a curated record.
CAAAGAGCAACUGUUUGUUGUUUUAUUUUCUCUUGCGUCUUUGCCUGAGGAGCCGUGCCAAGGCCUGAUAUCCGGUACAGAAAAUGUUCCUUCUCCUGCUAAUUAUGAGCCUGGGAAUGCCGCUUCAUCAGACAGCAGCUUUAUUCACAGUGACGGUCCCAAAGGAAAUGUACACGGUAGACUACGGUGGCAAUGUGACCUUGGAGUGUGAGUUUGACACCGGAGGUCAUGUGGAACUCGGAGAUUUAAAAGCCAGUUUGCAAAAGGUGGAAAAUGAUACAACCUUGCUCAGUGAAAGAGCCAUUUUGCUGGAGGAGCAGCUGCCCCUGGGGAAGGCCUUGUUCCACAUCCCCCAAGUCCAAGUGAGAGAUGCAGGGCAGUACCGCUGCCUGAUCAUCUAUGGGAUCGCCUGGGACUACAAGUACCUGACUCUGAAAGUCAAAGCUUCCUACAAGAAAAUAAACACUCGCAACCUUAAGGUCCCAGGGACAGAUGAGGUAGAGCUCACCUGCCAGGCUGUAGGCUAUCCCCUGGCAGAAGUGUCCUGGCCAAAUACCAGUGUUCCUACCAACACCAGCCACACCAAGACCUCUGAAGGCCUCUACCAGGUCACUAGUGUUUUGCGCCUAAAGCCACACCCUGGCAGGAAUUUCAGCUGUGUGUUCUGGAAUGCCAAUAUGAAGGAACUCACUUCGGCCAUCAUUGACCAAGGUGAUCUGGAAUCCCCCGAGAUCCGUUCAUCUUCACUGCUUCAUAUUUUCAUCCUCUCCUUCAUCAUUGCUUUAAUGUUCAUAGCCACAAUGAUAGUCCUAAGAAAACGGCUCUGCCAAAAGUUUUAUUCUGGAAAAGGCACAACAAAAAGAUAUGUCACCAUGGUAAGGAGGGAAGUGGACAGAGCUAUUUGAAUCUGUGGCCUGAUGAGCUGGAGUGACCUGAUGGGACAUCCUCAAGAAACUUCUAGACUCUGAACAAGAAUCCCUUGGCCUGCAAAGCUUGUUGUGUGCACUUUUCAAAUGCCUUUGUGUGAGCCAGCACUUUAAUCUGGAGACUGCAGCAAGACUAGGCAGCACCUGCCAAGGUGUACUUACAGAAGUCAGGCAGCCACCCCUCCACUGAUGCGGGCUCUCACUCCUGCAGCCCGUGGCUCCAAUCACACACUACCGCAGUUUAGAAAAAGACCACACCGGAUGCUGGACCCCAGUGAGUGUCCUCAGGCUCUUUGUUGCUUCUGGACGGGAAACAAAAGGAAUUAUUUCCCCCUAAGUUUCCAAAGUGAUUUCCAGAAGCAGAGACCAGUGGAAAUUUCCAGUUACAGAAGUGGACAGAUUGCCAGUAGAGAUACUUUUAUCUGUAGUUUCCUCUGGUUACUGGACAAGCCUAUUGAGACUGCGAGCUCACAGACAGGGCUUUAUACAAAGUCAAGCCAUAAUUGACAUGUUUUAUGACUUAC